AUGUUAUUUUUAUGGACAUUAAGUGGUAUACCUUUUUCUAUAUUUUUUGUAUCAAGAGAUGCAAAUAUACCUAUUCAAAUUCAACCACAAUGUUUUACGAUAUUAUGUUUAAUUACAUGGAUUCAAACGUUAUAUUAUCCACCAAUUAAUGUGAAACCUAGAACUAAGCUUGUUUAUUAUGCUGGUGGGUUUGUUUUAAUUUCAUUAGUGGUUGAGAUUGGAUUUAUAAUACCUUUGAAAAGAUUAUACAAGCAAGGUAUAACUUGGCCUUCAUUAAUAUUUGGUAUUUUAGCUUCAAUUUUAUUAGUUUUGGGGUUAUUACCACCAUAUUUUGAAUUAUCUAAAAGACAAGGUCAAGUUAUUGGGAUUAAUUUUAUAUUCUUGACUUUAGAUUUCUUAGGUGCAUUUUGUAGUGCAUUAUCAGUUGGAUUGGCUAAAGAAUUAGAUAUCUUGGGGAUUGUUAUUUAUUGUAUAGUUGGGAUUAUGGAAUUGGGUAUAUUUACAUCACAUUUUAUAUGGUGGAUUAGAAUAGGAAGAAAGAAGGAAGUUAUUGAAGAGAGUGAAAGUGAAGUUGAAGAAGUUGAAGAGAGUGAUGUUGUUAAAUAG
Messenger RNA from Hansenula ciferrii, 606 nucleotides. RefSeq lists its product as uncharacterized. Lineage: Eukaryota; Fungi; Ascomycota; Saccharomycetes; Phaffomycetales; Wickerhamomycetaceae. The record is from RefSeq and is a predicted model, not a curated record. The coding region runs from base 1 to 606 and encodes 201 amino acids. The transcript has a single exon.